GUCUAUGUUAAAAAUAAGAAGCGGAGCAGAUGCAGAGCCGAAGAAAGAGGGCAAUCCGGUCAAUUUUACUGGUUUAAUUGAAAAAUUGGCCCUUUUUGUUGAUUUUCGGUGAGCGUUCCACACAGCUGCGACGAGUGAUCAACUCCGAAGUGAUACGCGUACUGGUCAGCUGAUCGGUCAGGUGAAGUCAUGUCCAUUGCAGCUCGUCAGACGGCAAUCAGCUGCCCAGGUCACACCCGUCCUGUAGUUGAUAUUUCCAUCAGUGAUACCACACCCAAUCAUGGAUACUUCAUGAUUAGUGCAUGUAAAGACGGCAAGCCGAUGCUGAGGCAAGGUGAGACUGGGGAUUGGAUCGGAACCUUCGACGGCCACAAGGGGGCGGUGUGGGGUGUAGCACUCAACAAAGAAGCCACCAGGGCCGCGACAGCAGCUGCUGAUUUCUCUGCUAAAGUAUGGGAUGCUGUAUCGGGUGAAGCCUUGCAUGAUUUUUCUCAUAAACACAUUGUCAAAUCAGUGGAUUUCUCAGCGGAUAACAGCAAACUCCUGACAGCGAGUAAUGAGAAGCUCCUGAGGAUAUUUGAUCUGAAUGCCCCAGAAGCAGAGCCGCUGUUAUUCCCUGGUCAUGAGGAUCACAUCAGACAUGCUCGCUUCCUCCCUGAUACAAGGUCUAUCGUCAGCUGCUCUGAUGACAAAACUCUCAGAAUAUGGGAUAUCGCCUCAAACUCGGAGGUUAGAAAGAUUCCCCUCAGUUCCAGUAAUGUUGGUAUAGACCUGGUCCGGGAUGGUUCGGUCCUUGUAGUGACCCAUGGCAAGACAGUAUCGUUCUACAGUACAGACAGAUUUGAAGAGAUGAAAAAGUUCGACACCGAGACCCUCGUGUAUUCAGCAUCUCUCAGUCCUGAUAAGAAAACAUUUGUUUGUGGAGGAGAAGAUUUCAAGAUCUACAGGUUCUCAUACGAAGACGGAAAAGAGGAAGCUUCAUACAAAGGUCACUUCGGUCCCGUUCACUGCAUUCGAUUCUCUCCGGACGGGGAGCUGUACGCCAGCGGUUCAGAGGAUGGAACUCUGCGCCUUUGGCAGACAAACAUCGGCAAGACUUACGGACUGUGGAAGUUGGUUGGUGAAAGCGAUACUGAUGGCGUACCCGCAUGCAAUGUCACAACGGAUGCCCUGUCACCUCCGACGGUGGUCAAGGUCGAGAGCUAACUCAUCAUCCUGAAACUGGAAGGCCUAUCUUACCGGAGAGGGUCAUAGCUUUGACUGCAGCUGCUGAUCAUUCGUGGCAGUUGCAGCAGCUCGGACCCUACCAUGAUGAUGAUAUUAGAGCACCUUUUUCCAGAGGAUUCAAAGCGCAAAUAAUAUUAAAACAAUUACCCUGGGUUUCCUGCCAGCCUCAAAGAAGCCUUGAAGGUUCCACUUCAGUCACUUUAACAUGGAACAUCGCCAUCUGAGACCUGCUAGAGACUGAAAAAAAAUACAUUAACAAUAUUUUCGAUUGGCAUACAACCUGUUGAUCUUGCAAACACAUCUCAAAAGAUGUCCUUGGAUUCAGCAGAGAGUUUAGGGGUCAAAGGUCACCCACUUGUCCCCAGGGCAGUGAAAUAGGCCAUUCAGUUGGUAUUUAUCUUAGGUGUUUUGCUUGGAGCAAUUUUUUCAUUGAAAGGUCUGCCUAGUCUGCAAACACAGUCUCAUAUUUGACACUUCAACCAUGAUAAUAUGGUCUUUAUUAGGCAUCAAAACAUUCUUGGCGGCCAAUGGCUGAAUUAUGAAUGUUUGUUGUACAUGGUACAAAGAUUCACAUAUAAAUUUGACAGAACAGUAUACAAAACAUACAAAAUACAGAAUAUAUAUAUAUAUAUAUGAAAUAUGAUUAAUCAAUAAACCCAAGAAAGGGCGGACUCCAUCCAACCUUGCAAAGAUAACUAGAAAAAAGGAAACAUCUGAUUGGUGGUACAGUAUGAAGUUGAUUAAACAGUUUGAAAAACAAUAUUUAAAAAAAAGACAAAGGAGGACGAAAGCAUAUCCAUGGGCACAGUUGAGUGGGAUUGUUGGUAAUUGGAAGACCAAAUAAAUACAGGUUUAGAGUGAAGACUAGACUCCAAAUACUGUCUUUGUCAUAGUAAAUUUAGUCUCACUAAUUCAGACUCUGAAUUACAAGAACCAAGGGUCUGUGCCUUCAGACUAAGUUUUGCUGACAAUUCCUCCUUCUAAGAACAUUCUUGACUUUGUGGAAUUCAACAGCACUACAGAAGUAAAACCAAAAUUUUGAGGAAUGUCAAUAAUUAUGUUAUUGUUCACACUCCAAAGCUCAUCUUUGGAAUAUGUUAUUUAUUAUGUUACAUGCUAAAGGCAUACCUCGAGCCGAAAAUAAUGAUAUCCGAAUAAAAGAGUAAACUUCACCAAGCAAAGCGCUGAAAAUAUCAAAGUCGAAUAACAAAUAAAGAUAUUGAAUUUUAAAGUUUAGCAAUGUUUUGUGAAAACAGUUAUAUGCACUUUGUCAUGAGUAUGUAAUAGGUUGGUUGAUGAUUUUACAUCCCCACUUUUCUUUCUCUUAUGUGAUUACCUGAAAUUAUAAUUAUUUAAUACUUUCAUAUAUUUGUGUAUGAUAUGUCUCCCUGGUAACAAAAUAAGUUGUGGCAAUGAUUAUCCUACACAUCAGAUCAGUUGUCAGUCCUUUUUUUUCAUUCUUGGUGACAAAAGUAGAAAAUAUAAUGAUUUCAUUAAAAAAAAAAGAAAUUAUAAAUGGGGAUAUGAAAUCACCAGCUUGCUCAUUAAUUGUAUAUUCAAGAAGGCAUGCAUGAAACUGUUUAUAUUGUAUUCAUGUUGUAUUUAAAGAGCCUUUUUAGCUGGCUUGUGAAACAGAUGAAAUGAAAUGAAAAACUGUUCACCAGUUAAUGCAAAGCUUUAAAAUGUCCUAACAUUGUUAUACACAAUUUUCAGUGUUUGUUCGUUUAAUUUUAAAUCUGUUCAAAUAGUUUUAGUUUCAGCCUCGAGUGCUCCCUAAGUCAUGUAUUAAGCACAUAGAGACUUUGUGUAUUAUGCGCUAUAGAAAUGUAAUUUUAUUAUUAUUAUUGUGUCACAAGUACAUGUACAGCUAUAAAGGAGUUUCUCUCACAUAUUUUGGAAAAUUUGAAUUGUAAUAUUUCAAACAUGAACCUUUUUUAUACAAUUUCAUAUUCAAGUGAGCACAGAUUAUAAGAAUAUACUUUAAUAAGCCAAGUGUGAAGUAGUGGCCUCUUAGUUUUACAAAAGUCACAUUUAUAUGCUGUAUCAUUAUGCCUUUCGCAAAGCAAUGCAUUCAUGAAGCAUGAGGUCAAAAGCACUCAUGGCUUUGAACAACCUUGAAGAAUUCAUACAAGUGUUUCCUAAGGAUAGUUGAGUAUAAACAUGUGAAUGUUAUAUAACCUUUGAAUGACUAAAUCUAUAAAAUUUUUAGAUUCAUAGCUAAUGAAAGUUUAAAUUUGUCAUAAUUUGGUCACACACGUGAGUGACGUGACCAAAAAUGGCCCUACUGCAAACCUUACCCUAACAUUAAAACUUUGCUCAUUCUCUCUGAUAUGGUAUUUAUAUCAGUUUUAAUCUCGUCAAGAACAGACACCUUCUCUAAGAUGUUACGUAACAUCGUAUCUGUAUCGUUCGUACUUGCAGUACGUACCUUUUCCCGGGGCGUGGCAGUCUUGUCAGAAUUGUUCGCUUUUCCCUAUUCAACGUCACCUUUUUCCUCAGAAGUUGCUUGGCGUUGUCUGUUUAAUAGUCUGUCACUUUUACCCAUCUUCAGUUAUUUUAUGUCUCACGAUGCAGAAAAUAGACUUUUGGCCAAAAAUUCAAAGUUAAAAACGGAGCUCCAUAAAAAAUCUGCUACUUAGCUAGACAUCAAGGGCGCCCUCUCUAACCUUAAAACAUUGACGAAAUAAAGCCUCAAGAUAAUUGUCACAAGA
Messenger RNA from Lytechinus pictus (painted urchin), 3938 nucleotides. RefSeq names its product serine-threonine kinase receptor-associated protein-like. Gene Ontology annotation, biological process: spliceosomal snRNP assembly. Gene Ontology annotation, molecular function: RNA binding; protein binding. The transcript has 9 exons. The record is from RefSeq and is a predicted model, not a curated record. The coding region runs from base 190 to 1206 and encodes 338 amino acids. Gene Ontology annotation, cellular component: SMN complex. NCBI's taxonomy places the organism in Eukaryota, Metazoa, Echinodermata, Echinoidea, Temnopleuroida, Toxopneustidae.